Nicrophorus vespilloides is the source of this 1467-nucleotide messenger RNA. RefSeq names its product probable uridine-cytidine kinase. Lineage: Eukaryota; Metazoa; Arthropoda; Insecta; Coleoptera; Silphidae. The coding region runs from base 165 to 938 and encodes 257 amino acids. Gene Ontology annotation, cellular component: cytosol; cytoplasm. The record is from RefSeq and is a predicted model, not a curated record. Gene Ontology annotation, molecular function: ATP binding; kinase activity. The transcript has 7 exons.
UGCAUAACUUUAGUAUGUGCCAAUACAGUGCAACACGCACUAUUUACAUAUUAGAGUCCUGCUCCAGCUAAUAGCAUCCUUUGACAAUAGAAAAAAAAACUAUAAGUGUGUGAUUUUUUUUGUUAGUGAAGUUAUAUAAGUUUUAAAAUUUCCAACGGAAAAUCAUGUAUUUUAUACAAAAUAUCGACAUGAGCGACGCAAUAAAAUUCAGGAAGAUGAAUGGAAUCGAGGGAAAAGCGCCGUUCCUGAUCGGCGUUGCUGGAGGAACCGCCAGUGGAAAGAGUACAGUAUGCAAAAGGAUCAUGGAGAAGCUGGGACAAGUUGAUAUGGACCAGACUCAAAGGCAGGUGGUGUGCAUAUCACAGGACAGCUUUUACAGAGAGCUUACAGCUGCUGAGAUUGUAAAGGCUGGCCAAGGCUUAUUCAACUUUGACCAUCCAAAUGCUUUUGAUGAGGGUCUCAUGGAGAGGACUCUGAAUGACAUAUUGGCUGGCAAGAAGUGUGAGGUCCCAGUCUAUGAUUUCAAAAACCACACCACGCGUAAAGAUGAGACUAUGACCAUCUACCCAGCUGAUGUUGUUUUGUUUGAGGGUAUCUUGGUGUUCUUUUUUCCUCAAAUUAGGAACUUGUUUCACAUGAAGUUAUUUGUUGACACUGAUUCUGACACGCGUCUUGCUAGAAGAGUGCCAAGAGAUAUCAUUGAAAGAGGUAGAGAUUUGGAGCAGGUUUUAAAUCAAUACAUGAAUUUCGUCAAGCCCGCAUUUGAGGAGUUUUGCUCUCCGACUAAAAAGUUUGCUGAUGUGAUUAUCCCGCGCGGAGCUGAUAAUACUGUGGCUAUAGACCUAAUAGUCCAUCACAUCUGGGAUAUUUUGCACGGGAACUCGAACGGCGUAAGAAUGGUGUCUGAAAACGGCUCUGCCACCAAAAUCUCUCGAUAAGAUACUCGAGAUACACUUGUUACCUAAUAUUCCACUAGCUGUGUACAUGUUCUGAGUUUAUGUUAAGAACGUUCUUUUGUAUAAGGACCAAAAACGUAAUUUGUUAAUUAUACCAAAACGGGCGAAAGAAGUUCAAUUAAAUGACCGCAUAAGAGACUGGCAAAGCAAUGCACACGAGGUAAAUCGGUGGGAGGGAAAACAAUACAAAAAAAAAAUAUAUAUAAUAACAAUGUGAAUAUAUAAGAAACACUUAACUAAUCGCAGCUAUUAUGGAUUAGCAGCAAAGCCAAAUAUAAUAUAUAUAUUUUAUACAAUAACCUUAAUAAUUUAAACUUUACUAAAAAAUAUUAACAAUACAGGAAUGAAAAAAAAUAUAAUGACAUAACGCACUAUUGAAUGCAUUUAGGCGUGAUCGACUUUGUAAUUGAAUGUAUGUAGUUAAAAAGACGUUAGUGAUUUGUAUAGAAUGUAUGAAGAAGAAGAAAAAAAAAACGAGAUUUAACACACCCUCUUUGUUGUAUAUUAAUAC